UUCUGCAACACAUUUAAAAACAAAUGUAUAUGAAGUCACCGAUUAUGCAGAAGCCUUUAGAACAAGAAGAUGACAAGAUUGAAAUCAUUGCUCAUGUUUGGUUGCUUUCUUCUAUGUCUGGCAACAAUACUGUUUGUGUUACUGGCUAACACAAAGUUACGAGUGACAGCGGAACAUAUCAAGGUUGAAUUAGAUAGCGUGAUAUCAAUAGAACAAAGACAAAAUAAUAUAUGGAAUAUAUCAGAUAAAGGUCCCAUCUCUCCAUCCUUAUAUUACUGCAACUUCCCUUCUGCAAAUGACGAAUUUACUGCAGAAGAAGGUAAACCUCCAAAAUCAAGCUGGGUGUUGAAGCAGAUUCAAGUUGUUAUUCGACAUGGUGAUAGAAGUCCAAUAGGAUUUGAAUUGUAUAAAAAACUAAAAGUCAGACCAGACUAUUGUCAACUGAGACCAAAUCAUCAGCCUAGUCAUCCUUCUUUGAAGCAAUUUAGGAAGACAAUAUCACUGGAUCAUACAAGACUGAUAAUGCAAGGACGCAAACUUAUUACUUCGCCUUUUCCCAGAAGCGAAAUUUGUGGAAGUGCAACCUUGAGUCAGUUAGGUGUGGUUCAGCACAUACACAAUGGUGAAAUACUACGGAAGAUGUACAUUCAAAAUCACAAUCUUCUGGCAGAAGCAAUUAAAAAUAAAGCGGAAAUAGCCAAUAAAAUUCUUGUUGUUUCCACAACCAGAUCUAGAACUGUACAGAGUGCUAUUGCUUUUUUAUAUGGACUCAUUCCUGAUUUUCAUCUAGACCAGGUUGAUAUCAAGUAUUCUAACAGUGAUAUUUUUUCAAUGAAAAAAUGUCCUGCUGUUUCUUUAUUGGAGCAAAAUAUAAAAAACAUGAGGUAUAAGAUCUAUAUUGAACAUCAAAAAAAGAAUUCUACUUUUCGUAAACUCGCAGAUGGCUUUGGUAUCAAUGAUCACUCAGGAGUUCUAAUUGAUAGUUUUGUGACUGGAUUUCUUUGCAAAAACUAUAAACUACCUUGUGCUGGCAAUCAAUCUUGUGUCACUGUGAAAGAUCUCGACGUCUUAUUAGAAGAAGAAGAAUAUAUGAUGAAGCGAAUUUCAAAAGAAUCAUAUUACGUAAACCAGUCAAUUUUGAGACUUCGUCCCUUGUUACAUAGAAUAUCAAAAAUGAUUAUGAACAAAAUAUCAAACGAUACCAAACCUGAUGUAGUUCUCAUAUCAGGACAUGACACCACAUUGAAACCUCUCAUAAGAUCUCUCGGAAUUCCAGAAUACAGGUGGCCUCGUCUUGGAACAAGGCUUGUGUUUGAACUCUGGUUCGAUCCAGAUACAAAUCAACAUUUUGUCAGAAUUUUACUCAAUGGAAAAGAUUAUACAAUGCAAACAGCAUGUUGUAAAACUCAGGAACAUCACCAUGAUUCUUCAAAAGUUUGUAAUGUCAACAAUUUCUUUUCAUUUGUAACAUCUGGAAUUUUCAAGCACUUCAGUGCCAAAACACACGAUGAAGCAUGUAACACUGCACCUUUAUUUAUGAACUAAAAAUUAUGUAUUUUUUUUUAUAUUAUUCUCUUGAGCUAUGUUUUUUUUUUUCGUUCGAAUUCUUCACUGAUAUAAGCAAUAAUAAUCUUUUGAGUAAAUGUGUUAUCUUUCAAAUAAAUAUGCUGUUAGCGUUUACACACAGUAUAUAGGUUCGAAUACCAUCCAGCUAAAUGUCUUCAUUUUUAAUAGCUAAUAUUUCUGACUUGUGCACUUAUAUGCAUUUUAUCGUGGCACAAACCAUUAAAUGUUUUUCAAUGUUUUUUUCAAUCCAUAAUAUUAUGGAAAUAUUUUGCACAACAUAAUUGAAAGUGUCAAUUUUUACCAUGUACUUUUUUGUUUUUUCAAAAUAUAGUACUGAAGAAUUAUUUCAACCAUCUGUAUAUCUUAAACAGUCAAUUGUUGGACUAUUUUAUUUACUUUAAAUAUAAAUUGAACAAUUUUAGUGUAUAGUACUGUAAGCAGUAAUUGCUGCCUUGCUGUUGUGUGGAUAUUCGUACAAAUUUUCUAAAUCAUGAUGUAUAAAAAUUCAGCAUUCAGCAACAUUCAGUAUUGUGCCAUCCUUUAUAGAGUUCAAAUUAUAUUGAAGGUCAUUAGGUUGAUGUAAUUUAAUUUUGGAUGCUUUGCUGAAGUUGAAAUCUUUUUAAGCAUUUGUUUCUGUAAGUAAGUAGAGGAUAGAGGAUUUUCGCCCAAUUUUCCAUUCUGUCCAUCCUAGCUCGGAAGUUUUUGUCUCAUUUUAAGUGUUCCAAAAGUGUGAUAGCACACUGUCUGUAGCCUUCAAUAUUAUUUCAUGGUAGCCUUGAUUAUAGCAGUUGGAUAUUUAAUGUUCUAGCAUGAAGGACUCACUGUAUAAGUUCUCCCAUGAAAUCGUCUACUUACACUUAUGUGCACUAAUACUGUUGCUAACCAAUUUAUAUUAUGCUCAGUACUUUUAAGCAAUAUUUGUGUGACAGGUUGAAUGUUCAGUCUGUAUUGUUUUGUCUAUCAAUCCAUUGGUUUUGUGGGAUUACAGAAUUUCCGGACCAUGAGGUGGCAUAAGAGCCGGAUUGAGUUAUUAUUUUCAAUUGCUUCAGGAGUUAUUUAAAAAUAAUAAUAAAUAUAUGUGGAUUUUUGGAUUUAUUUACCAGUAUUCACCACAGUAGCGACAAAUAAUUAACCUUUUGCACCAGAUAUAAAUCUACAAGUAUUUGUAUAUUGUGAAAAAACCCAAAAUCAUAACCCAAACGAUCUUGCUGUUGGAAAAUUGAAUGGAGCGAAAAGUUCAUAUACUGGUUUGUAUGCUGUUUUCUUUUCUUACAAAUUCUUCAAUCCAUAGGAAAGAUGUGUCUGCGACCUACUUUAUAGCUUUACAACUUAAUUGUGCAAUAUCUGUUUGUGUUAAUGGUGUGUGAAUGGUGUUAAACUUUCUUCAAUAAAUAUAUUGGAAACUA
This is a messenger RNA of Styela clava, 2972 nucleotides long. RefSeq names its product 2-phosphoxylose phosphatase 1-like. NCBI's taxonomy places the organism in Eukaryota, Metazoa, Chordata, Ascidiacea, Stolidobranchia, Styelidae. Gene Ontology annotation, biological process: glycosaminoglycan biosynthetic process; chondroitin sulfate proteoglycan biosynthetic process; dephosphorylation. Gene Ontology annotation, cellular component: Golgi apparatus. Gene Ontology annotation, molecular function: phosphatase activity. The record is from RefSeq and is a predicted model, not a curated record.